AUGGGGGUCCUCCUCCUCCGCUGGCUCCCCCUGAUCCUGGGGGCGGCUGCCCACCUGCUGCUGCUCCUGGACUGCGCAGGUAAAGACUCUGCUCUGGGGCGAGGGGAGAAAAUAAUCCCUUCCCAACCAUCUGUUUCCCAGACUUGGGGCUUGUUUUGUAUGCCGUCCGGGGCAGGGGCCGCUUCACUCCUUGGCUCGGGGCUCAAGCAAAGAACAAAACAAAGCUGGAAGGUGUUGGCAGGAUUAAUGGCGGGGAAAGUGAGUCGCCUGUCUCGCCCCCCCCCCCCGCAGUUUCGUGUUGACUCUGGUUUGUGUUUUGUGUGUCUGAGAGAGAGAUACAGAUACAGAGUCUUUCCUCUUCUAUUUUUCACUUUUCCUCUUCUAACCCUCAGCCGCUCUGAAAACUCAGCCAAAAACUCUGGAGACCAGCCUGGGGGUGGGAGCUGGACGCGUGUAGAGCCUUCAUUGCGGGGGUAACGUCUGAAUAAGGGGUCCCCACCCGCAAUUCCCAGUGUUGUUUUGUUCAGGAGUUCCCUUUCACUAUCAUCAUUCACCAUCAGGUUCUUCUGCUUUACAAUUGUAACUCCCCCUAAAAGAAAACACUUUCCUGCUGCCUGUCGAAAAUGUGGGUUUCGUAAAUUAUGCAGGGGGCUUCUCUGUGCCGUUUCUGUACAGCCCCUUGUGCACGAGGGGCAUAAACAACUCCUGAAAAAGAAGUGGGGGCCCCCACCCUACAGCCUAUUCCCCUUGAAUAGUCUCCCUCCCCCCAAAAAAACAUUUCAAAAAUGUUGGAGCCUCUUCCUGGCUUCUGGGGCUCCUAGACAUGAAUUGCCCUUCCUCGGAAUAUUCCUGCUCCCUCAGCCCACCAGUCCACUGGCUCUGCAUACUAUUCAAGGAUUUAUCCCUAUUAAAUUCUUUUUUUUUUUUUUUAAAUAAUUUUUAUUAAGGUUUUAAACAAAGAAAAAAGAAAAACAACACACAAAGAACAAUAACAAUAAAAACACAAAACAUAACAAUUAAAAACAAACUCUCUUUCCAUUUCCAAUUUUAAAUUACUUAUUUUCUGGACUUCCUCAUACCUCCUCUUUUGUAUUCCAAUCCACAUUAUUUAUCCAGCAGUUUCUUUUCCACUUUUUUAAUCCCAAUCUUUAAUUUAAUAAAAUAUUAAAAUAUAUAACUUCAACUUUUUUAAACCUAAUCCUUACUCUUAAUGUCAUAUAGCUUUCAAUUUUUCCCUUUUAUUAUCAAAUUUCCAUUUCUUUAAACAUCUUUAAUCUUAAUCUUUAAUCUUAAUCUAUCCUUAUCUUUAACCUGUACAGCUGGAAACCACUUAUUUUCAAUCCAACAUCACUCUAACAUUCCUUAAUUUUGCAGUGUUUCUGAAGAUAGUCUUUGAAUUUCUUCCAGUCUUCCUCCAUCGACUCUUCUCCCUGGUCACGGAUUCUGCCAGUCAUUUCCGCCAAUUCCAUAUAGUCCGUAAGUUUCAUCUGCCAUUCCUCCAGCGUGGGAAGUUCUUGUGUCUUCCAAUACUUUGCGAUGAGUAUUCUUGCUGCUGUUGUUGCAUACAUAAAGAAAGUUCUAUCCUUUUUUAACACCAUUUGGCCCACUAUGCCCAGGAGAAAGGCCUCUGGUUUCUUGGGGAAGGUAUACUUAAAUACCUUUUUUAAUUCAAGCGUAUCCCUAUUAAAUUCUUAAUUCCACAUUCCUGAUUGCUGCCUUUGGUGUUUUUCUCCUUUUGGGGUUGCCACUCAUGUUCUCUGUUUAACUAAAAAAAUGUAUAUCCUGCUCGAUUGUGGUAAAAACUCUUAUUGAUUUACAGGAAAUAGUAAAAUAAUAAAAACAGUUUAAAGCAUUAAAAAAUAACUAAAAUUAGCAUUGAGAGGUCAAAACUCGUCAACAUUUGCCUAUCUGGAUAGGGUUGCCCAAAGAAAAAUGUUUUAAGCGGACACUUUUGUGAGACAAGCGUAUUCUUUGUUUUUUUUUGUGUGUUUUUUUUUAAUAAAUGAUAUUUAUUCCAAAUUUAAAGUUACAAAAAAGAAAAAGAAAAACCAUACAAAAUACAAAGAAAACUUUAACCGUAACAAAGCGUAGAAUGAACAAAUAAAAAAGAACAAUAAAAUAGAAUAAAAAAGAAGACUUAACAAAAGAUAUAAAAAUACAUUAAGUUAAAAUAAAACAAAAACAGAUUAAACCUUUACUUAGCCUUUUUCCCUUUACUUAUUUCCAUGACCUCCUCUCACCUCCCAAUUUUGUAUUCUAGUUCAGAUCGUAUUUCCAGCAAUUCCUUCUAACCUUAUUUUCAUUUACGUAUUUUAAAAUUAAAAUAAUGUAAUUAAACCUCCUCCAUUUCAUCAAUUUCAACAACUCAUUUUUGCUUAGUCCAUUAUAUCAUAUCUACCAGAACGACCUAAUAUUCUUUUUCCAACCUCUUUCUAACAUUCUUUUAUAUUGCAGUAUUUUUGAAGGUAUAUUUUGAAUUUUUUCCAAUCUUCUUCCAUCGACCCUUCUCCCUGGUCUCGAAUUCUGCCGGUCAUCUCAGCCAGUUCCAUGUAGUCCAUCACUUUCAUCUGCCAUUCUUCUCGGGUAGGCAAUUCUUGUGUCUUCCAGUACUUCCCAAUGAGUAUUCUUGCUGCUGCUGUAGCAUACAUAAAGAAAGUUCUAUCCUCCCUUCGCACCAAUUGGCCGACCAUGCCCAGAAGAAAGGCCUCUGGUUUCUUCAGAAAGGUAUAUUUAAAUACCUUUUUCAAUUCAUUAUAUAUCAUUUCCCAGAAAGCCUUGAUCCUUGGGCAUGUCCACCAAAGGUGAAAAAAUGUACCCUCAGUCUCUUUACAUUUCCAACAUUUACUAUCUGGCAAAUGAUAGAUUUUUGCUAGCUUGACUGGGGUUAAGUACCACCUGUAAAUCAUUUUCAUUAUAUUUUCUCUUAAGGCAUUGCAAGCCGUAAAUUUCAAACCUGUGGUCCGUAACUGUUCCCAGUCAGCAAACAUAAUGUUAUGUCCAAAAUCUUGUGCCCAUUUAAUCAUAACAGAUUUAACCGUUUCAUCCUGUGUAUUCCAUUUCAACAGCAAGUUAUACAUUCUUGACAAAUUCUUAGUUUUAGGAUCUAACAAUUCUGUUUCCAAUUUUGAUUUUUCCUCCUGGAAACCAAUCUUUUAUCUAAAUUAAAAGCCUCCCUUAUUUGAUAGUAAUGAAGCCAGUCUCGAACUUUAGUUUUUAGUUUGUCAAAACUCUGCAGCUUUAGUUUAUCUCCAUCUUGUUCUAGAAUUUCACAAUAUUUUGGCCAGUUUGUCUCCAUAUUAGUUUUUUUCAGAGCCUUAGCCUCCAUUGGUGACAACCACCUUGGUGUUUUACUUUCCAACAAAUCCUUGUAUCUCACCCAGACAUUAAACAAUGCUUUCCUGACAAUAUGGUUCUUAAAGGCCUUAUGUGCUUUAAACUUAUCAUACCAUAAAUAUGCAUGCCAUCCAAAAACAUUAUCAAAACCUUCUAAAUCCAAAAUGUCCGUGUUUUCAAGAAGCAGCCAAUCUUUCAGCCAGCAAAAUGCGGCUGAUUCAUAAUAAAGUUUAAGGUCUGGCAGGGCAAAUCCACCUCUUUCUUUAGCAUCAGUUAAAAUCUUAAAUUUUAUUCUUGGCUUCUUGCCCUGCCAGACAAAUCUCGAAAUAUCUCUCUGCCAUUUCUUGAAACAGUCCAUCUUGUCCAAGAUUUGCAAUGUUUGAAACAAAAACAACAUCCUAGGCAGUACAUUCAUCUUUAUCGCAGCAAUUCGGCCCAACAAUGAUAACUUCAAUUUUGACCAUAUUUCCAAAUCCUUCUUCACUUCUGUCCAACAUUUUUCAUAAUUAUCUUUAAAUAAAUUCACAUUUUUAGCAGUCAUGUGAACCCCUAGAUAUUUCACUUUCUUAACCAAUGUUAAUCCUAUCUCCUUCUGAAACCUCUCUUUCUCAAUCUCUGUAAGAUUUUUCUCUAACACCUUAGUUUUCACCUUAUUCAAUUUAAAACCUGCUACUUGACCAAAUUCUUGGAUUAAUUGCAAUACUCUUUUUGUGCUGGAUUCUGGCUCCUGUAGUGUCAAAACCAAAUCAUCAGCAAAAGCUUUCAAUUUAUACUGUUUAGCUCCGAGUUGUAUACCUUUAACCAAUUGGUCUUUCCUGAUCAUAUUAAGCAGGACCUCCAGGACCGAUAUAAAAAGCAAUGGGGAGAUUGGGCAACCCUGUCUUGUUUCUUUCUCAAUCUUAAACUCCUCUGUAACUACGUUAUUUACGAUCAACUUAGCUUUUUGUUCCGAAUAUAUUGCACCUAUACCGUUUUCAAAACUUUGGCCUACCCCCAUUCCCUGUAAAUUUUUCUUCAUAAAACUCCAAGAAAUAUUAUCAAAGGCUUUCUCCGCAUCCACAAAUAUUAGAACCGCUUUAGUAUUAAUAUUAACUUGUAAUUUUUCUAAAAUGUUAAUUAUGUUCCUCGUAUUAUCUGACAAAUGCCUCCCCGGGAGAAAGCCUGCUUGGUCUUUAUGGAUUUCUUUCACCAAUACGUUUUUUAAUCUUUUAGCCAUAAUUUCCGCAAAAAUUUUGUAAUCCACAUUAAGUAGGGAUAUGGGACGGUAGUUCUUAAGCUGUGUCUUUUCCACUUCUGAUUUCGGUAUGAGUGUAAUAUAAGCUUCUUUCCACGACUCGGGUGCCUUUCCUCCCCGUAGUAUUUCAUUGCAAACUUCUUUCAGAGGGUGCAUUAACCAUUCUUUCAAAGAUUUAUAAUAUUUUGCAGUCAAACCAUCUGGCCCUGGAGAUUUGCCCAAUUUCAUAUCCUGAAUGGCUCCUUCCACCUCUUGGUCAGUUAUUAUAGAAUUUAACAUCGAUUUACUUUCUUGAGAGAUUUUUUGUAGUCCAUUUGUUCUCAAAACCGAUCAAUGUCCAUUUCUUUCUGAGUCUCCUGCGUGUAUAACUGUUUAAAAUACUUCUGAAAACACUUUCUAAUCUCCACAGGGUUCUGUAUACUCUUUCCUUCUACCACUAAGUUCGUAAUAGUGUUAAGCUUUUGUCUUUUUUUCAUUUGCCAUGCCAACAAUUUCCCACACUUAUUCGCUGAUUCAAAUGUCCUUUGUCUCAUCUGUUUGAUCUUCCAUUCUAUUUCCUGAUUUGUCAGUUUCAUGUAUUGUACUUGAUAUAACUUUAUCUCUUUUAAAAUCUCCUGUGAAUUCGGUUUUAUCCUCAGUCUCUUUUCUCCGUCCUUUAUUUUCUCCAAAAUUUUUUCCCUCUUCUCAUUUUGGAGUCUUUUCCUAAUUGCAUUUUGUUGUAUUAAGAACCCUCUCAUAACUGCUUUACUUGCAUCCCAAAUCACUCUUUUCUCAGUCGUAGUGUUCAUGCUUAUCUCGAAGUAGUCUCUCAAGUUUUUCGGGGCCUUUUUGAUAAUUUCCUCAUUCCUAAGCAAGGAGUCAUUCAUCCUCCAUCUAAAAGCUCCAAUUGGCGUUAAUGUCAUUUCCAUCUUUACUGGGUUGUGAUCAGAGCAAAUUUUAGGACAAAUUACCGCUUUUUUAAUCUUCGGGGCCAGUCCCCUAGUUAUCCAAAUUUGGUCUAUUCUUGUCCAUGUCAUUUUUGCUUCAGAGAAGAAGGUUCCUUCUCUUUCCAAGGGGUUCUUUGUUCUCCAAAUAUCUACAAGGUCCAUAUUAUCAGUCAUUUCAAAUAAUGUCUUUGGUAGUCUGCCGUCUUUCGUCGCCGAUUGUCUUUGGGCUUUAUCCAUGUUUGUAGACACUACUCCAUUCAUAUCUCCCAUCAAAAUUAUAUUGUAGUCCAGAUAGUCCAAUAGGAUUUCAUGCAGUUUUUUGAAAAAUUCUGAUUUUCCCUCAUUUGGCGCAUAAAUACCUAAUGUCAAAAACUUCUGACCGUGAAGCUGAAUUUCAAUUGCAAUAUAUCUUCCUUGGUCAUCUUUGAAUAAAAAUUUUGGUGACAGGCUUUCCUUUGCAUAGAGUACUACUCCUCUUUUUUUCACAUUGUCCGAUGAAAUAAAUUCUUCUCCUAGUCUUUUGUUGAUCAAAAUUUUCCGAUGUAGCCUUGUCACAUGCGUUUCUUGUAAACAAAUCAAGUCCAAAUGUUCUUUUUUUAAUAUAUGAAAUACUCUCCCCCUUUUUUCCCGGGAGUUCAAACCAUUAAUGUUCCAACUUAAUACUUGCAGUGUCAUUUUGUGCUUACUCUCCUUCUCCCCCAACAGCCCCCAAGAGUUUAUCUAUGUCUGUCGAUGGCGUUGGUUUCGCUUUUUUUUGUAGACUCUUAUCCGGUACGGCAGGCUCUUUUCCCAGUCCUUUCUGUAGAUCUUCUUCGUAUGUGCUCAGGAACUUAUUUUUUUCCUCCACUGAUCUUAUCUUUCUCUUUCUUCCUUUGAAACUAAAAGAUAGGCCUUGAGGGAAUUCCCACCUGAAAAGGAACUUGCUUUUUCUCAACAGGGCCACCAAGUCUCCAAAGUCUUGUCUUAAAUCCAAAAGAUGUUUCGGUAUGUCUUGAAAAAUUUCCACUUUUGAUUGCAGAAUUGUCAAAGGUUUCUCGUAGUGCAAACCUAAAAUUUUAUCCCUCUCUUCUUUAGAUCGGAGGGUAAUCAAACAAUCCCUUAUUUUGAUAUUUUUUCCUCCUUUUCCCAAUCUGAAGGCCCUCACAAUCUUAAAAUCUUCUUGUUUCAAAUCCGAUUUCCAAAAUUCCGCAAAUUCUUGUGUCAGAAAGUAUAUCAAGGUGCCCGUCUCCAGCUCAGGAACAGCUCUAAUUCUUAGAUUGGUUUGUUUCUCUCUGAGUUCAAUCAUAGACAGCGUCAACUUAUGAUCUGCAAUCUCUUUCUGUAGGCCAGGUACCUUUUCAGUUUCCAGCUGCCCUACUUUGAAUUCCACAGCAGCAGUUUUUUCCUGUAUAAACUUCGACUCCUGCAAUAGUCUCUGAAUGGAUUCUGUGUUGCUGUUUACCUUUUUCCCCAAGUUGUCUAAUGUUUCUGUAUUUAAAUCAAUUUUUUUAUUUGCAGUAUCAACUUUCUUAUUCGUUUCUUCAACCUUUUUAUUCGUCUCAUCAACCUUUGUACUAAGUUGUAAUAAAGUUUCAUUAAUCCUGGCCAGAGCACUGGCUAGAACUUCUUCUGCCAUUCCACUGGACUUAACUUGUGUUGCUGUCGUAGGCAAGCCAGCAGAUGAUUGCCUUCGAUGCCCCCAAGGUUUCCCAGACCUCAAAACUGAUGCGUCUAAUUUCUCUCUGCCAUCUGCCAUAACAAUGUGAGAGUCAAGGCCGUUCUCAGAUAUGCUGUUCCUGUUUACCAGUGGAAAAUUCCCUUGUUGCAAUUUCAGAAAGUCCCCCUAGGUGGACACUGUUACAACAGUCCAAAGCAGUCACUUUCCCUUUUGAAGUAACAAGAAAGAAAAAACAAAAACAAAGUGUAGACGAAGAGGAAGAAACAGUUCCAAAAUGUAGCCUUCCAAUUAUUUUACCAGCGAAGCUGGCCACAAUAUAUCCACCUUUCUGUCGGCAGUUCUCUUUGACAGCUUUUAACAGCUGAGACGUCUCACUGGCAGAUUGCUCUUUAAACAACUUUACGCAGUCCAGAAAAAACAAGCCCCUUCCUUUCCUAUUUUCAGAAGGGUAGAUUCAAAAAGAGUUCUCAGGUCGGAAAACAGCUCUUUUCAAGUCAAAUUUCAACGUUUAGCUCAAAGUCUCUAUGCUUUACACUAUUUACAAGACGGGAAGCGGACUUCCUGUAUUCACCCCCCGCCGCGGUAGCCAAUUCAGUCCUUAUUUUUGUUCCAAUUGAAAGUCUUUUCCCUUUAAAGAUUUAGUCCAAUUCGUAGUCUUUUAAGACCAAUUCCACCUACUCACGGUUAGUCUUUUAAUCCGAAUGUUCCAGGAAGAAAUCAGCGCUCUCUAGCAACGGCAACACGGCUUCGCUCCGCGAAAGCAGCAGUCAACUCACAGCACCGCGCCUCUCCCCCGUUCCGCUCCGAAGCCUCAAAAACAAGGCUUCCUCGCGAGUUGGGGGGGGCGCUGAAGGGUGCCCGCCGAGUCUCCACGUUCGCAGGCUUCAGCGCCUGCGAUUUCUGGGGGUCCCCGCUUCGCCGCAGCGCUCAGGACCCGAUUUUCGCGGAGCCGAUUCCCUCCGACCGAAGGGAAUCCUCCGUCUGCUAAUGGCGCUGACCGGAAGUCCCUCGACAAGCGUAUUCUUCAUGGGAGAAAGAUCUGGAGAUAGCAGCAGGGCAUUUUUGUGAGUGGGAAGGGGGAAUAGGGUGUUGAGAUAAUGUGGGAAUUCUUCUUGACCCCUGCUGUUUAUGAGAUGAGGGAGAUAACAUUUGUUUUGCGUUUGGAUCCUCUUUAUUGAAGAAUAUGAUUAUCUAGUUUGGGAUUGUUGGUUAUUUUCUUAUAUUUGUGAUUCCUCACCCCCCCAAAAAAUUGUUUGCUUUUGUAGUAAAUAGUUUUUGUGCUUCUGUAAUGGAAAAAGGUAUGAAUAUAAUACUAGCAUUAGUUUAAAAGUUGCUUGUUGCAUAAAAAUUCUCAGAGUAACUUAAAAGCUUUAAGUACUAAAGAGUAAGACCUGUUGUUGUUGUUGUUUAGUCGUUUAGUCGUGUCCGACUCUUCGUGACCCCAUGGACCAGAGCACGCCAGGCACUUCUGUCUUCCACUGCCUCCCGCAGUUUGGUCAAACUCAUGCUGGUAGCUUCGAGAACACUGUCCAACCAUCUCAUCCUCUCUUGUCCGCUUCUCCUUGUGCCCUCCAUUUUUCCCAACAUCAGGGUCUUUUCCAGGGAGUCUUCUCUUCUCAUGAGGUGGCCAAAGUAUUGGAGCCUCAGCUUCAGGAUCUGUCCUUCCAGUGAGCACUCAGGGCUGAUUUCCUUCAGAAUGGAGAGGUUUGAUCUUCUUGCAGUCCAUGGGACUCUCAAGAGUCUCCUCCAGCACCAUAAUUCAAAAGCAUCAAUUAUUUGGCGAUCAGCCUUCUUUAUGGUCCAGCUCUCACUUCCAUACAUCACUACUGGGAAAACCAUAGCUUUUACUAUACGGACCUUUCUUGGCAAGGUGAUGUCUCUACUUUUUAAGAUGCUUUUCUCCCAAGAAGCAGGCGUCUUUUAAUUUUGUGGCUGCUGUCACCAUCUGCAGUAAUCAUGGAGCCCAAGAAAAUAAAAUCUCUCACUGCCUCCAUUUUCCCCCCUUCUAUAUGCCAGGAGGUGAUGGGCCCAGUGGCCAUGAUCUUCGUUUUUUUGAUCUUGAGCUUCAGACCAUAUUUUGCGCUCUCUUCUUUCACCCUCAACAAAAGGUUCUUUAAUUCCUCCUCACUUUCUGCCAUCAAGGUUGUGUCAUCUGCAGGAACCGGCAAGCCACUCCAGUAUCCCUGCCAAGAAAACUCCAUGGAUGAAGACAACAGGCAUAUAAAAGAUCUGUUAUUUCCCUCUUAAACUCUCUCAUAUCUCUUGAUAUGGGGGGGGGGGCUGCCCCUCACUGUGCUACAGGGCUGGGCAAAGGGUGGUGGAGACCACUGGUUCCUUCAGAUUCCUCCUCACUUUGGGGACUCAAGUGUGACUCAUUUUGUGGCUAUUUGUCUUUCCACCACUGAGCAGAACUUCCUGUCUUGUUUAGCCAGAUGCCCCAACCAGAGGCAGCCUUGCUCUGAGCUCUUGUGGUUUAAGUGGGGGAAACCCCUGACCUGGGAGGGGAGGGUCUUAGAAGUGGGUCCCAUGACUUCCGGGUCAGCGCCAUUGGUGAAUGGCGGAGUUCCUCCGACUGGAGGAACGGGCUCCAUGAAAACUGGGUCUUCCCGCCACGGCAAAGGUGGGGACCCGCUAGAAAUCCCAGGUGGAGGAAGCCUGGGAACGUGGGGAUCGGCAGGGCACCAGAAGCGCCCCCCUACUCGCGGGGAAUCCCAUCUAGGGGCUCCGGAGCGAAGUGGUGUGAGAAGCGCGGUGCUACGAACUGACUGCUACUUUCACGGAGUGAAGCCGCACAGCCAUUGCCAGAGAGCGCUGACUUUUUCCUGUGGACAAUUGGACUUAAAACAAGUACCCGUGAGUAGAUACGGAAAAUUGGAUCAAGAAAUUGUUUUAAUUUGAUAUCGAAGCGGGAAGGUGCAAACAGGAAGUCCGCCUUCCGCUUUUUUGUAUAUAGACUAAAGCAAAAAUUUUGCAAGCUAAAGCCGGGAAGCUGUCAAAAAAGGACUAAAUUUCCUUCAUUUAGAACCACCGAACCCCCCCUUGGAAGCAGGAGAAAGGGGGGGGGGACUCUGUUUAACCCUAGCAGGAGAGGGAGUGAAGAAGGAUAAGUUUCCACCGUCUCUAACCUGGGAACGGGGUGUCAGAGACAGAAACUGUUGGAGAGGUUCAUUGACUGUGAACGUAACACUUUGACAGGUAGCCAAUGAAGAGAAACAAGUUGAUUCUAAUGUUGCCUUUUGCAUCCUAAAGAAACAAAAUAUCUGAAAAACGUCUGAAAUAUCUGAAAAAUGAAAGUAACUUUCCUUUGUCUUUAAAAAAAAAAUAGAUACAAGUAGAUUGUCUCCUCUAGAGGGAGCUUGCUAAAUUGUUGUUGCAGCAUAUUUGAGACCCAACAUCUGUGAGAUUAAGACUGUGGGAACAGUCUUUUCUGACCUUGAACAAAGAUGAGCUGGGAGAAAGACUGGCUGCUUGCUCUAUGCAAGACAAAUGCUUUGCUGGAACAGAUGCAUGAAAAGAUGGACUUGAUGAAUGAGAAAAUGGAUUUGACUGUUGUGGUUAAUAACAUUGAUACAGAAAUCAUCCAAGAACCAACCUAUCAAUCUGUACCGACUGGGCAAGUGCAGUUGACAAUGGAGGAGGAUGUGGCUGCACCUCAAAUAGUACAAAUGGAGAGACCCGAGGCCCUACAGGAGCAUAAGCCGCUGCUAUUGAAGAUUGAAGUUGGAGUGGGCCAAGGGGAGUCUGCAGAUGAGGAGGUUCCUAGCUUUGGAGAGAUCUUGAAAUUUGAUUUUAAAUUUAUUUUGGAUUAUAUCGAGGACUGUGGGGAGUGGGACUGUGGGGAAUGGGUGAGCUGGAUGAAGGGUGAUGGAGACAAUUUUGGGUUGGAAUCCCCCAGACACCUACUCCUCAAUGGGAAAGGAAAGAAACUAAGACAGAGACCAACAAGAGACAAGGAAAAGGGCAAGCACAAACAAGAUGAAGUAGAGUUGCAGAAGGGACAUGGAAGAGAUUUAAGGGCCUCGGACAUAAGGCUUCCAGGUUGAUGGACUAGACGGAAUGGACAAUAAGGACUGACAUGACCCGAGACCAGGAAGAAGAGACGCUGGAUGAUGAUUGGAAGAGAAUCUAUAAUGGAAACUUUUUUAUUUUAGAAUCAGCUAAUGAAUAUUAGGGAAAAUGUGGGAAUGAAACUAUACGACUCUAGCAGAAAUUAUAUCAGGAGCUAUGUACCGUAUUUUUCGUUCUAUAGGACGCACAUUUCCCCCUCCAAAAAUUAAGGGGAAAUGUGUGUGCGUCCUAUAGAGCGAAUGCAGGCUGCGCCUCUAAGCCCAAAGCCAGAACAGGAAGACGGAGCACUGCGGAGCGCUCCGUCUCGCUGCUCUAGCUUGGGGACGGCUGCGCGCAAACCUCUGCAGGGCAGCGGGGUGCCUUCACCCCGCUGUCCUGCAGAAGCUAGCAAGGCUGUUCCUAAGCCAGAACAGCGAGACGGAGGGCUCCGUCUCGCUGCUCUAGCUUGGGGACGGCUGCGCGCAAACCUCUCCAGGGCAGCGGGGUCCCUUCACUCCGCUGUCCUGCAGAAGCUAGCAACUCUGUUCCCAAGCCAGAACAGCGAGACGGAGCGCUCCGUCUCGCUGCUCUAGCUUGGGACUGCUGCGCGCAAACCUCUCCAGGGCAGCGGGGUGCCUUCACCCCGCUGUCCUGCAGAAGCUAGCAGGCUGUUCCUAAGCCAGAACAGCGAGGCGGAGGGCUCCGCCUCGCUGCUCUAGCUUGGGGACGGCUGCGCGCACAGCCUCUCCAGGGCAGCGGGGUGCCUUCACCCCGCUGUCCUGCAGAAGCUAGCAAGGCUGUUCCCAAGCCAGAACAGCGAGACGGAGCGCUCCGUCUCGCUGCUCUAGCUUGGGGACGGCUGCGCGCAAACCUCUCCAGGGCAGUGGGGUGCCUUCACCCCGCUGUCCUGCAGAAGCUAGCAAGGCUGUUCCCAAGCCAGAACAGCGAGACGGAGGGCUCUGUCUCGCUGCUCUAGCUUGGGAACGGCUGCGCGCAAACCUCUCCAGGGCAGCGGGGCGCUGAGCUCCAAAGGCUUCAGGGAUCUUUGAGGCUGGCGGUGGGGGGAAGCAGCGCUUCCCCCUACCGCCAGCCCCACAAGCUCUGGUGAAUGUACCUUGAACUGCACCUUGUUUUAGAGGGGGAGAACAAGAAAAAAAUUUUUUCCCCUGUUCUCCCCCUCCUAUGAUCCGGUGCGUCCAAUGGAGCGAAAAAUACGGUAUAUUUGAAAUUUAAGAUUUAAGUUUUAAGGCACUUAGGGGUAAGAUAAGGUUAAAUAAAUUAAGGUAAUCUGAAUAAUAGAAUAUGGGGAAAGAUGGUAAGGAUUUGUUGAGUUAAUUAUUAGGUUAAAUUGUUAAGAUAAAUUUUAUAACAAAAAUUGAGAAAGAUGGAAAGAAUUUGCUGAAAUAAUUAUUAAACUAGAAUACAAAAACGGAGGUGUGAGGAGGUCAAUGAAACAAGCAAAUGGACAUUAUGGAUAUGCAAUUUGGGAUUGGUUUUUUUUUCUUUUUUUUCCUUUUUUUCUUUUUUUUCCUUUUUUUCUUUUUUUAUUGCUGUAUUGUCAUAUUGGUUUUCACAUUUUGUGCUUUUCUCUUUUUUAUUGUCUUCUUUUUCUUUUUUUGUAUUGUAGUGUUGUUGUUUUUUUUUUGUUUUUCCUGUAAUUUUGAAAUUAUCAAUAAAUAUUAUUUAAAAAGAAAAGAAAAGAAGUGGGUCCCAUUUGAUCUUGCCUGAAAGGAAGCUGACCUGGAGGGAGGUAACAGAGUCGACACCAUCAUGGCAGGGGCAGAGGUACCUGCCCUGGCACCUGGAGCAGUGCGGGGGUGGGGCUAGCCAGGGGUGGAUGGGCACUGAGGCCCUUCUUCGUGUGCUGUGCCGCCUCAGGAGGGUGACAACAUGAGAACAGGGUCUUCUCUGCAGUGGCUCUGCAGUCUGGGGGAUGCUCUCCCCAGGGAAGUUCACCUGGCGCCUUCAUUAUGCACCUUUAGGUGCCAGGCAAAAACGUUCCUUUUUAACCAGGCCUUGGGUUGAUUGGAUUGACACCCUAUUCCCUUUAAAAAUGUGGGUUUUUGGGGGGGGGUGUUAUUGAGUUGUUUUUCUUUUGAUUGACUAUUUUGCGGUUUUAGAUUUUGAUUUCGUUCUGUGAACCGCCCUGAGAUCUUUGGGUAUAGGAUGAAAUAAUAAUAAUAAUAAUAAUAAUAAUACGUCCCAUUUUGCUACCUGAAACAAAACAGGAAUUGCUCUUCCUCCCUUAGCACUGUGCCCCCCCCACCUUCCGCCAUGGAAAUGCCCCAUCUCCCACUGAACUUGGCUUUUCUCUGUCCAGGGGUGUGUGUGUGUGUGUGUGUGUGUGUGUGUGUGUGUGUGUUUGUUUUCUCCUCCUAAGCAGGCCUGCUCUGGAUAUGAUGCUGAAGCCUCUGCUCAGCUCCCUGCCUCCCCUCCAUCCUCUCCCCAAGUCUUUCUUGGUUGUUCCUGUGGAGACUCAUUAGGCCCCCUGGUGGCCAGAGCUGGUACAGCCUGUGGGAAAGUGAGCUCUUUUGGGGAUAAGGUUCUUCCUUUGCCACGCUCUGCCCCCUUCCUGUGUUCGAUCUCGUGAAGGGGCAAGUGUGGGGAAAGGGGAUGUGGGGCCACAUGUUGAGACCUGACCCCAAAGUUGCAUUUGCCCUCCUGCCCCUGCUAUCCCUGUGGGGCCUUCUUUCUCAAGUGGGAACAACGUUGAACUAUUGCAACAUUGAACCAUUUAAGCACCAGUUAUAAAAGGGGAUCCAGGAAGGAUCCUGGGAAUCACGGCCAGUUAACUUGACACCUGUCCCUGGAAAACUGGUGGAAACUCCCAACUUGAAUGCAUUUAACUUGAAUGAUUUCAGCUUAUGCUGUUGACAGCUGGCCUGUUGGAAUCACACAAAUUAUAGUAGGCAGAGAGCUCUUUUUGUGCAAGGUUUUCACGAGAUCUUGUGGGACUGUCCUGAGUUCUCAUAAGAUCUUGCCAUAGCCUCCCGGAGCCCAGAAAGCAAGACCCAGGCCAGACCUGUUCAGCGCAUGGCGCCAGAGGGUCAGGUGGUGGACGACUCCAAGGGAGUGGCUGAACUAUGCAUGUUUCUGCAUAUAUUAGCCACUCCCGAAAAAGAAGAACAGCCUGCUUCAGGCCAGGGUCCAGCCUGGUCCAGCACCCAUUUCUCACAGUGGCCUCCCAGAUGAAUGGGAUGCUGAACUAAUUGGGCCAUUGGUCAGAUCCUGCAAGCUCUUCUUUGUGCACAUUACAGUAAGUCUGUGAGAUAAUAUUUUUUCAUAUUUAAUACUACACUUCUCUUCCUCCAUAUAAUUCAAGGCAGCACAUGAGAGGGAGGGACAUAGGGCAGAGGGUCAGCCCACAAAAGGUCCCUGGUUCAAUCCCUGAGAAAGAGUCCCCUACCUGAGUCCCUGGGGAGCCACUCACAGUCAGUGUAGACAACUCUCAGCUUCCUGUUCUCCCAUCUAUGGAUUUUGCUUCGUCUGGUCUCCAUCCACUUCCCAGUCCUGAGCCUGCUUAGCUUCCGUUCGGUGCCUGCAUCCUGAGCCUUCAGACCAUGUUGUGGGAGCUCUCAUCAGCUUGGCGCUUGCAAGUGGGGGGCAAUUCCUGCCCCCUUGGCAAAAAGGGAGGGGCUGGCCUCUCUCUCCCCACACGGAGCCUCAGCAGAGACAUGCAGAGAUUUAGUGCUGCCUGGCAGAGCUUUUUCUCGCCCUCUGCUCCAUGGGUUAUUGUUGUUGUUACUUGUAUUUAUAUCCUCUCCCCUUUUCAACUCUCUGAUUCUUAGGCUGACUCUGCUCUGCCUCCUCUAUGUUUAAGGGCAGGUCUACAAACUCCCCCAAACCUGCUGAACUUUUGAUCUCCUGAUUUAGGGCUGCUUCCUGUAAUACAGCAGGAUUAGGCUGCUGCCUUCAUCUGCAGGACCCCUAACUCUCUGCCCCCUUUUCUCUUCCUUUCCAGGCUCCACUUCUCACUCCCUGCGCUACUUCCACACAGCCAUGUCUGAGCCUGGCCAGGGGCUGCCCCAGUUCAUUGCUGUGGGGUACGUGGAUGACCAGCAAUAUGUUCAGUAUGACAGUGACACCAAGGAGGCACUGCCUCGCGUCCCCUGGAUAAGGAAAGUGGAAAAGGAGGAUCCUCAGUACUGGAACUGGAACACUCAGAUCGCUCAGGGCGCUGAGCUGGUGUUCAGGGAGAACCUGGAAAUUGCAAUGAAUCGCUACAACCAGAGCGGAGGUGAGUGGAAGGCAGGAGAGACACAGAGUCACACCUCUCCCCCCCCCCCAUAACGUUUCCUCCAAGGGCCAGAAUUGCAGGGAGGGGGCUGCUGGGAGGAAAGGAAAUGGAGGGUGGGGGUCUCCACCAGGGCAGAGGCAUCUCCCCUUCCCUUAAUGAAGGUCUUAAUGGGGGCAGGGAUGGGGUGGGGUGGGGGGGACAGAGAAUGAGACUUGGAGAGCACAGACCCCCCCCCCCCAGUAUGACCCUCUCUGGACCUGCACAUCCUACCAGGGAAAUGUCUCCAUUGCCUGCCCUUCCUUCCAUGCUAGGCUUGGCUUAGGCCUUUUGAGGUGGAAAUCUCUCUGGGAGGGGAAGAGAAGGGUGGGGAUCCUGAGGCUGAGACAAGCAAGCCUUGAGUUCUGGUUCUGCUUAAGGAGAAUUCAGCUGCCCAGACAGAGGUGCUGAUUGGCUGACCCUUCUGACCAUCACCAAGCCCCUCCCACUCCCUAGCACAGUGUGGAAUGAGAAGCCUUUUUAAGGAACACAAAUGGAGUGGGUUUUGGGGGUCAGAGUGGCAAAUACAUGGUUAAAACCAUAAACAGGGUGGGCAACUGAAGUGGAGGGGUAGAAAGGUGGGUGAGAUUGACCGGUGGGCUAUGCUAUGAUGUCAGCUUCAGCCUCCUGCCCCUUUUGGCCCAUGGGGACAACCCUGAUCAGGAUCUGGCCCUGAAGCCAAAGAGAUUCCCCACCUGGGACACAGAAUAAUGGAGGUGGAAGGAGCCUUGCCAAAGGGGUCAGCCUGAGUGUGUCCAGAGCCCUCUGGGGCCUUCGUUGGCCUUGUCAGGCUUGCAAGGAAGAAACCCAGGGGGUCAGCUGAGACCAAGCCAGCGCUGCAAUGGGCAGGUCUGCUUUUCUUGCCGUGGGAUCAGGCCCGGCCUUGCCUUGCAGGCUUCCUCUUGGGCUCCUGGGAAUUCUGCUUCUCCCCCUUUUAAAAAUGGGGAUUGGGUCCCUCCUGAGCCCCUGCACCUAUCCAUGGAAAAUGCCCCAUAAAUGUCACCAAGGGCGCCUCUCGCUUCCUGAUCAUUUCUUGCAAUUGCUUAGCUCAGAAAAUCCCAAACUAAUGAGGUGGCCACUUUAAAGGUGCCACGGACAGCCCUGGAAAUGUUAUCUGAUUCUAUUUAAAAACAAUGUUGAAGGUAUAGGUGUAUCGGGAUUGAUCCCACUUAACAUCUUGAGGAAACGGGAGGGGAGUGAGCUUCAUUUAUAAAAUGAGGGAGAAAGUAAUUUAUGCUGAAGAAGCAGUGACACAAAGCAACUUCCCUCCAAGCAAAAGCUCCAUAUCCAGACCAGCUGGUGGGGUUUGUGGUUUGGUUUGUUGUUUGCAUAGGCCAACCACAAACCAUUGUAUGAGUACAUAAAAGUUACUACAGUGGUACCUCUGGAUGUGAACGGGAUCCAUUCUGGAGCCCCAUACGCAUCCAGAAGCGAAUGCAACCCACGUCCGCGUGUCUGCUUCUGGGUCGCCGUGGAGUGCAACCCAAAAAUAUUUAUCCUGAACCUACUUCUACCCAAGGUAUGACUGUAUAUCACUUUGGGACAUGGUCUUGUAAAAGAUUCUUCUUCUUUUUGAGAGCCUGUGUGGUAUAGUGGUUAAGAGCGGUAGUCUCGUAAUCUGGUGAACCGGGUUCGCGUCUCUGCUCCUCCACAUGCAGCUGCUGGGUGACCUUGGGCUAGUCACACUUCUCUGAAGUCUCUCAGCCUCACUCACCUCACAGAGUGUUUGUUGUGGGGGAGAAAGGGAAAGGAGAAUGUUAGCCGCUUUGAGACUCCUUCAGGUAGUGAUAAAGCAGGAUAUCAAAUCCAAACUCUUCUCCUCCUCCUCCUCCUCCUCCUCCUCUUUCAAUAUGUUGAGUAGUUCUAGAGGGAGGACUCGAAAGUAGCACUGUUACAAUCAUUCUAAUUGCCAGAGGGAGCAGUUUCCCUUCUCCUCCUCCUGCACACCUUUCUGGGGCUUCUCCCGACCCCCCCCCCCCAGCUGAUUUGUGGGGAAGGAGAUGGGGAGAAAGCCCCAGUUGUGCAAGUAAGACUUGGUUUUUAGACUAGCUGUGUUAGCUGAAUCCAGCCCAGGAAAGCAGGAUUUCUGUUGAGAGAGGCUUCUGUAAUGCAAGACAUUCUAUACUCAAACUCAAUUCAGCUGUAAGCCAAAGGCUCCUGAGAUGAAAGGGGAAGCCUAAAUCAGAAGUGAGAGCAACCUGGUAUCCUCUGGGACAGCCUCUCCUCCAUUGUUGAGCUCCCUCAGGCUACACAAAGAGCAGCAGAACUCUGUGCAUGGCCAGGAGCAACCAUUGCCAUUUCCCAUCCUGUCUUGGGGUGCCUGACGUAGCUUCUCUCCAUGGUUUUGUUGUGGGAAAUCAAAAUGGCUGUCUGCUGACCCUGCUGGCUGGCAUGGAGGAGACAGGACUGGGGUCCUCAGCACCUCUGGGCCCUGCCUGGGGUCUGGGGUCUCAGCGGGUGCCUGUGAUGCCACCUGCCAUGUGAAAACGCCAGAUCAAUCCUUCAGAUACUGGAAUUGAAGAGCAGAUUUAAAAGUCAUGAGCAUUAGCACAUAUAAGAACAUCCCACAGUUAUGUGGUCUGAAUGAGAGCAGAAUAAUCUAUAUUUCCAUUUAAACCAGUUGUGACUGAAGUAACAGAGGUCAAAAUUUAUCCUCGGCACCUCUUUCCACAGCAAUAAACGGGAUGUAUUGAAUCUUUGAGCUGCCUUCCAAUAAAGUCAGUUGAUUCGACUCCCAUUAAACUCCCAGAACCAUUAGAAAACCAAGGUGCGGCUUCCUGCACUCAAUCAGAAGCCGCGUCGGAAGUUUGGCUUCCAAAGAACAUUUGCAAACCAGAACACUUACCGUAUUUUUCGCCAUAUAGGACGCACUUUUUCCCCUCCAAAAAUGAAGGGGAAAUGUGUGUGCGUCCUAUGGGGCGAAUGCAGGCUUUCGCUGAAGCCUGGAGAGCGAGAGGCAUCGGUGCGCACCGAACCCUCUCGCUCUCCAGGCUUCAAGAAGCUAUCCGCAAGCCUUGCGAGCCCGGGGGAGUUCCCGCGGGCUCACAAGGCUUGCGGGCAGCAGCCCGGAGCACGGGGCGCCCUCCGGAGGACGCCCAGUGCUCCGGGAAAGUGCCCGCACGCCUCGCGCGCCCAGCGGGAGGUCCCGCCGGGCGCGCGAGGCUUGGGGCGGCAGCCUGUUCUGGGGCUGGUGUCUCCGCCCCCAGCCCCGCAAGCUCCCAGAGCGAUGCCAAAGCUGCACGCUGUAGGGAUCACAUGGGAUUACCAUGAGGAAUUAUAAAAUAUACAUCAAGCCAUCGUGUCCACGAUGAAAGCAUUGUGUUGACUGGGUUUGAUAUAUUGACGAUAAUUUCUGAUUAAAUCCCAUAAGAUUCUACAUUCAUGGCCUUUUCAUGCCCUUUUGACUCUACUGACUUUACUGAAGCUAAAUUAGAAGCAAUAGCUGGCUCUUCUAAAGCUAUCUCUUCUAACACAGUUGCUUUAAACACACUGUCUCCUGCGACAAAUCUGCACCAUGCCGCUAAGGGCAGUGCUGGUUUGAAUCUAAUGACAGCAGAACUUGCUACUUUUCAGUUUCAGUUCCAGUGCCCUAUGGUGGUUUAUAAAAUUAAGACAUAGCACACAAGUCUGAUUCCACCUCAGACAGUGAGACUCACUCUUCAUCACCUGUUGCAGACUGUUUUUUCUCCUUUCCUCCCUGAACUUAAAAUUCCUAAUGAAUUUACUUACAGCAGUUGCAGAGUUUUGGCGUCACUUCAUACAAGUGAUUUUCCUUAAUACAAUGUUUUCACUUACAGGACUACUUUUUUCCCCAGACACUGCUGACAGAAUAGUGAUUUUAGAGUGGCUUCACUCUGAUUUGCCUAACACUGGAUUUGAUAUUGCUGUUUGUUAUUUGCUUUUUUCUAAAACAGGAGCAUGAGUCCUUAAUGAGUUCUUUUCUUUCCUAUCUGUUUGCAUUUACUGACUAACUUAGGAUAGUUUAUUGUAACCCUCCUAAAGAGUCACACCUAGUUUUAAUUCAACAGGUACCCUAGAAAUUGGUUUCUGUCCAAAAACAAGUUCCUAUUCAACACUCCAGAAUGUUUUAAUGUAUAAGGAUUCUGAAAAUAACUGGCAAAUUUUUUUGUAGCUAAUCAGAAAACUGACAGAGAUCAGCUACACUUCCACUGCAUUUGGUGAUUUUUGUGUGAAGUGGGGUUUUUUCUUUUUAUCACAUUUGGCUAAUUUCUAUCUUUCUCCUAUGCUAGAUUUACUCUCUUUGUUCUUGACACUGAAAUAUCUCUCUUAACGCCUAGAACUAUGCCUUUCUAUGCUGCUCACAUUUUGCUCCCAUACAGGAUUCAAAGAUGUAAUUUCAGAAGGAAAUCAGCAUGCUAAUUCUGCUCUGAAAUCUUUCUGUCCAUUAUUUUCUAAUGCAAAUGAUAGCCAUGCAUUUUUUCAUCAGGGAACUAAGCAGCUGAUUUUAAACUAUUUUUUCAUUCCUCUGACACAAGCUAAGGAUAUUGUUGAUGGAUGUCCUUCCUGCGCUUUAACUCCUGUUCUCUUUACCUUAAAUCAAUUAACUGUUUCCUUUCUUAAUAAAUUUUCUCCUAUAGAAUAUCAUUGUAGGAAAGAGGUAUCUCUGGAAUGGCCUCUGAAACACCAUCUAGUGACGUACCAGCAGCUCCCCAACCCGCAGUGAGAGGGACCUGUUCCUUUGAUUACCUGUUCCUUUAAUUACCUAGGGGCAGGAUGCCCUACUGUUCUUACUUCCUCAGGUCCUGUGUGGAUUCCAGGUCGCUGUAUCCAUCCCUAUAGGCCAAGACAUGCGCUGACACCAAGUCCUGCAGAAUCCCAUUCCAGACUUUGCAAGGACCAUGAUCCUGACUUCGCCUCUACAGGCUCAGCAGCCCCGUGCGAAUGUCCAUCGUGUCCAUCCUCAUCCUUGAAAGGCUGAAGAAUGCCCGAAGGUGACAUGGGGAAUGCUGAAGACCUUGGACUCUGAUGCCAGGACACGAUUUUAGCAUCAUGAUGUUCCAGAAGCACCAGAGACUUUUUAGUAGCUUUAAUUACUCAGCUACACAUGAACUCUAUGCUGAUUUUUACAUGUAUAUUAUUUGUUUUCUUGAUACCUAGUACUCAAUGUAUCUAUCUUCCUCCUGACACGUCUUCUAGUCAUAGCUAUAAUAUGUGAAUGUGUUUAGCUGAAAUUACUAAUGUCUCUUAUUUUUGUUUGAGUGAAACAUAUGAUAUGCACACUACCUUGGGAAAUUGUAUGAUUCCAGCUUGUACACAGCUUUUCACAUGGCACAUGCCACACAGGCACAUGCCACACACAUGGGAAAGUGGUUUUCUAAAUGGAUUCCUGAAGGUAUCAUUGGUUAUACCAAUCUCCAUGAUUGGGGAACUGUGACGCAAAAGUUACCCCUCAAUACAAUAUAAUUAUACACACCUAAACCUGCAGCACCAUCAACACCUCUUGUGCUCAGAUUGUGAAUUGCAGUAAGAAAGCAACUCGCUGUCUGGACACAGGAAGGCCAAUUGUUCACGUGUUCAACAGAUUACUUUUAAUUAGGCUCAUGUAUGGUUUGCUAAUCAUUGUUGCCUUAAUUGGAACUUGUUGUUUUUUACAAUGGAUCCCUUCCUUGUUCUCUCUCUGCACUACAUUUUUUCCACGCCCUCCUUCAGGAAUAUGUGAUACAGACACACAUGCAGGCAGAUGAUGAGGACGCAAUGCCUCUCCUCUCUUAAGCCUUCCUGUACACAAAUAAUAAAUAAAUGAAAAAGGGUGAGAUGUAGGGAUCACAUGGGAUUACCAUGAGGAAUUAUAAAAUAUACAUCAAGCCAUCGUGUCCACGAUGAAAGCAUUGUGUUGACUGGGUUUGAUAUAUUGACGAUAAUUUCUGAUUAAAUCCCAUAAGAUUCUACAUUCAUGGCCUUUUCAUGCCCUUUUGACUCUACUGCCCAUUCCUCUCUUCCCCACAUGUCACGUACACAGCAGUACACAGCAGUUGCUUCGCCAGGCAGGCAUCCUGUGCCAUAAAAAGAUAGUGGGCAAGUUCUUUGAUGUAGUUUCUUAAUCUUGGAGCCAGGAAACAGAUCUCACAUGAAGGUGAUAGUGGUCUGGUCUUUCUGGCCAUCCUUCUUAUCAUGUUUAUUUCUCACCUCUGGGGUUGCCAGAUGCACCCCUUUGUAGUUCUCAAGUUAUUUACUACCCCUUUGUAGUUCUCAACAUAUUUACCCCAAAAUAUAUGCAUGCUAAUUAGUGUUGUAGUGUAACUUUUUCCCCACGUGGGGUUUGAUGAAAUGCUCAGAGGAAAUAUGAUUGGUUCUUACUGUGUAAAAGAUUCUUUUGCUAAUAAAAUGGCCUGGCGAGGGGUGUGGCUGACGCACUUUCUCUGAGAGUCUUGCUGGUCAAAGCCUCGUGUCUUGUUUUUUAAUCAGGGUCCAGUCCUUCCUUUACUUUGCAAACGCAACACACGCAGCUUCAGCAUGGCUCUGGGUCCCGUUCUGGGGGCUUGGGGAGGGGGAAGCUCGGGUUUGCGGAGAGCUUCCUGUUCUGGGAGCUGGGGUCGGGGGAAGCUUGGGCUUCCCCCGCCCCAGCCCCGCACCUGGGGGGGGGAUAAAUUUUUUUCCCUCCCCCCCCCCAAAAUCUAGGUGCGUCCUAUGGGCCGGUGCAUCAUAUAGGGCGAAAAAUACGGUACUUCUGGCUUUGCGGUGUUCGGGAGCCAAGCCUUUUGACAUCCAAGGAACCACUGUAUAAGGCUCAUGUGUUGAUUGAUGAAGGGUUUAUUAGGUGGACAUGGACUGGCUAAUGAAAACCAGCUCUUCUUUUAUUAUCGAUUGACUGAAGGUUUUAUUAAAGUAUUUAUAAUAUGUACUUUCCAUAAAAGUGUAUCAAGAUAGUACACAACCUAGAAAGUUAUAAUAAAAUCAGGAAAAAUCCAUAAAAUGUACAUAAAACGUCAGCAAACACUGUUUAUUUAUUUUAUAAAUAAAUAAAUGGCAGACUGGAGGAGGGCAAAUGUUGUCCCUAUUUUCAAAAAGGGGAAAAGAAAGGACCCAAAUAAUUACCGCCCAGUCAGUCUGACAUCAAUACCAGGGAAGAUUCUGGAGCAGAUCAUUAAGCAAACAGUCUGUGAGCACCUAGAAAGGAAUGCUGUGAUCACCAAUAGUCAGCAUGGAUUUCUGAAAAAUAAGUCAUGUCAGACUAACCGGAUCUCGUUUUUGACAGAAUUACAAGCCUGGUAGAUGAAGGGAACGCAGUGGAUGUAGCCUACCUUGAUUUCAGCAAGGCAUUUGACAAGGUGCCCCAUGAUAUUCUUGUAAAGAAGCUGGUAAAAUGCGGUCUUGACUAUGCUACCACUCAGUGGAUUUGUAACUGGCUGACUGACCGAACCCAAAGGGUGCUCAUCAAUGGUUCCUCUUCAUCCUGGAGAAGAGUGACUAGUGGGGUGCCACAGGGUUCUGUCUUGGGCCCGGUCUUAUUCAACAUCUUUAUCAACGACUUGGAUGAUGGACUCAAGGGCAUCCUGAUCAAAUUUGCAGAUGACACCAAACUGGGAGGGGUGGCUAACACCCCAGAGGACAGGAUCACACUUCAAAACGACCUUGACAGAUUAGAGAACUGGGCCAAAACAAACAAGAUGAAUUUUAACAGGGAGAAAUGUAAAGUAUUGCACUUGGGCAAAAAAAUGAGAGGCACAAAUACAAGAUGGGGACACCUGGCUUGAGAGUAGUACAUGUGAAAAGGAUCUAGGAGUCUUGGUUGACCACAAACUUGACAUGAGCCAACUGUGUGACGCGGCAGCUAAAAAGCCAAUGCAAUUCUGGGCUGCAUCAAUAGGAGUAUAGCAUCUAGAUCAAGGGAAGUAAUAGUGCCACUGUAUUCUGCUCUGGUCAGACCUCACCUGGAGUACUGUGUCCAGUUCUGGGCACCACAGUUCAAGAAGGACACUGACAAACUGGAACGUGUCCAGAGGAGGGCAACCAAAAUGGUGAAAGGCCUGGAAACGAUGCCUUAUGAGGAACGGCUAAGGGAGCUGGGCAUGUUUAGCCUGGAGAAGAGGAGGUUAAGGGGUGAUAUGAUAGCCAUGUUCAAAUAUAUAAAAGGAUGUCACAUAGAGGAGGGAGAAAGGUUGUUUUCUGCUGCUCCAGAGAAGCGGACACGGAGCAAUGGAUCCAAACUACAAGAAAGAAGAUUCCACCUAAACAUUAGGAAGAACUUCCUGACAGUAAGAGCUGUUUGACAGUGGAAUUUGCUGCCAAGGAGUGUGGUGGAGUCUCCUUCUUUGGAGGUCUUUAAGCAGAGGCUUGACAACCAUAUGUCAGGAGUGCUCUGAUGGUGUUUCCUGCUUGGCAGGGGGUUGGACUCGAUGGCCCUUGGGGUCUCUUCCAACUCUAUGAUUCUAUGAUUCUAAUGUUGUUGUUGUUUUGAAGAUUUGGUGGUAGCCCCCUUGGGUGGACAGGAGGAUGCAGGGACCUGCCAUCUUUGACAAGGGCAGCCUGGCUUCUGCUGAGAAGGGGGGCCAUUUAGAAGUGGAAACUUCUUUUUCCAAAGGCCCUUCCAUGACUUCCCUCCUUUUAGGGAAAAGGUCCUUGAUAUGGAGAAGUUGGGGGGAGAGAGAUGGCGGGGAAGAGGAGACCUCUCUAGAAAGGGCCCCCAAUGUGUGGGAGGGGCUGCUCUGACCUCCUGGGCCUCUUUUGGUCCUUCCAGGGAUCCACACCUAUCAGCACAUGUACGGCUGUGAGCUGAGUUCAGACGGGCGCAAAGGAGGGUAUUACCAGUACGGCUACGACGGGAGAGACUUCAUUGCCUUCGACAAGGAGACCCUCACCUGGACAGCAGCCCAGACGGAGGCCCAAGUGAGCAAGAGGAAGUGGGAUCCUGACUUGGCCGGGAACCAGGGCAGGAAGCACUACCUGGAGGAGGUGUGCAUUGAGUGGCUGCAGAGAUACCUGGAGUAUGGGAAGGAGACUCUGCAAAGGACAGGUGAGGGGGGACAGUGGGGUGGGGAGGGGGGCUCAGUGGGGCAGUUUCCCUACAUGCUCACCCCCCAUUAACCGUCUUCCUUUCUGGACCAAACAGCAAACACUUUUCUUGGUGGGGGAGGCAAAAAUAAGUUUGGGCCUCUGGGAGGAGAAAGGGGGUCAUUUUAGAGUAUGAUAGGGGAAGGAGAUGCUUAAAAACAGCCCCCCAUGCCCCUUUGGCUAAAGUAAGAGAUGUCAAAAUGCAAAUGGGGGGAGGGGACACAGAAACAGCAGGGAAGGGGCCAAGAAAGCAAAAUGCAUUUUAAAUUCAGUAAAAAAUAAAAUUGAAAUUGACAGAUUUGAGGCCGGAUACAGAAAAACCUUUUGCCUUUACACUUAGGUAUGUAUCUGUGGGGAAAGUCUUUAAAACUAAAUUAAUUAGCCUUUUUUAAAAUUAGAAAAUGUGUGGGGAGCCCAUGAAAUAUGGAUGCAGCCCCCUCACUAAGUCUGAAGGUUAGCCACUCGUGGCCUAGAAGCAGAAAACCUGCACAUAGUGAGAGAGUAUGGGAAUUCCCUCUUCUACCUUCUCAAAUUUUUUAUUUGUGAGCAAUUUUACUUUUUCCCAUGGGGAACAUUCAUCUAUAGGGCCUGGUGAUAAUUCACCCCAAAGACACUGAGCAUAUUUCUUGAGGUUUAGGAUUUCACCUUAAAAGCCACAAUGAAGCGUUUUCAAGGGUGACAAUGUACAAAGGAGGCUGGGAAUCAUCCUCUUUGGGACGGAGGUUCUGCUGAGGACAUGCGGGGGGUUGAUGGGGAGGGGAGGUCUUGUUUUGGGUUUCUGUGGCUUGACCUUCCUUCCUUCCUGCUCCCCCCAGCAGAGUCACAUCCCCUCCUAGACCUGAGUUUCCAGUCCAGGCACUGCAAAGUGGGUGGGAUCCUGGAACAGCCCCUUCAGACAACAGCUACCCAGGGAGCCAGUUUUUGAACAAGGGUUACAUUCUGUGAAUCGUGCCUAAAGCCAAAAUGGUGUAUAGUCAAAACACAUUGGAUUCAAGGGCGAUUGGGUUGCCAAAGUCCAUCUUCCCCAGACACCCACCUCCUCUUUUUGCUUUUUAGAAUAUUUUUGGCAAAUGCAUAAAGCUGAAUGUGCACAAGUUAAAUGUGCGCAAGUUGCUGGCUUACUGGGCCUCCUGGUCUGCCCUUUCCACUCCAGGGGAGGCUGCCAUGGAGAAGGGAGAUGGGCCCUUUCCAACCUCCAGGGACCCUUUCAGGGCAGGCGGGAGAACUAGAAAGGAGCUCUGUCUUUCCCAGGGCUGUUGGCUUUGUUCACUAACUAUGGAGCUGAAAAGUCCUGGAGAACAGAGAGCAGUGAGUCCAGCAUUUCUUCCCCCUCAAGAGAGGAACCAGGAUCAGCCUGAGCUGCCCUCAGUUCAUGACUUGCAACUUGGAAGGAUCUGGAAGAAUCCCGCCAUUGGGGACCUGGUGAAAUUUGCCCCCUCAGCCUAGAGGCGGCUUCCUGGGACAGUCUUGGAACCACAAGUUGUGUUAAAGCUUUUUAAGAUGAUAAAGUUGUGCCUAGUCCUCCCUCCCAAAGGAGUCUGCUUUGGCAAGCAAAGGAUAAAACAUCUAAAAACAGUUCCAGCAUCAGACACUGACUGGGGAAGAUGCCAAGGCAGGUUGAGGAAUCCCAUUUAUACUUAGUUCUUUUUAAUUUCUGGAGAUGUGAGUUUCUGACUAGGUUGCCCCUUGGGUCCCUGCUCCUCUGCUCUUAAAAAAUACAGGAUUCCUUCUGUUGUGGAUGUCUCUCUGUUAACCCCAAUGAAUGAUUGCCCUUUUUGCAGAGGCUCCGGUGGUGAAGGUGACCAGGAAGGCAGACUAUGACGGCCUGGAGACCCUCGUUUGCCAGGUCCACGGCUUCUACCCCAAGGAGAUUGAGGCCAACUGGGUGAAGGACGGGGAGGUCUGGCAGGAGGGCACCCUCCGAGGAUUGGUCGCCCCCAACUCGGACAGGACCUACUAUGUGUUGCUCAGUGUCCAGAUCGACCCCGAGGAGAGGGAGCGCUUCCGGUGCCGCGUGGAGCAUGACAGCCUGGAGAAGCCUCUGGACGUGGCCUGGGAGAAGGAGCCUGGUGAGAGACAGAGAGACAGGCAGACAGGAGGGGAAGGGGUGGGCUCUGGGAGGGGGAUUUCCACCCAACUCCUCCCUUCAGCUGCAGCACAGCUCAGAUGGGGAACCCCAGUUGCAUCCUGUCUGUGUCUCUGGAGGGAAGCAGCUGAAUCAGAAUAUGUAGAUUUCGACAGAGAUGCAGCCUUUUCUGGCAAGUGUCUCAUAGGCCUUAAACCCAAAUUGGAUGUCAUAGGUAAAAACUGGCUGUCACCUUUUUGCCUUUAAGCCCAAGUAGUUGUGAUAUCACAGAAUGUGGGCAGAUGUGUUAUUUCUUCAAAAUCAAAUGCCCUCCUCCACAUGGCUGACUUACUCACACUCCCUGCGAGUGAAAAAGGGGCAGUGAACUUAAAAGAGGGAGUCCCAGACUGACCGUACUUCACAGAAAAGAUUCUCACUCACUCCUCCUCACACUCGCACCCAGCUAGAAAAACUGAUACUCAUACAGCCCAAACACACGCUCACCGCGGGGAAGAGCAAGCAGGAAUUUUAAUAACAAGGAUCGUCUCACACACACUGCCAGGAAAGCUGUGCCUGCAGGAACCAAAGCAGAACAUCUAAGAGCAAGACUCCUUUUCCCCAGCAGGAGCACAUGAACGCACAUCCCCACCCACACCCCAGACUCCCCUUCUCACAGGCAGGCAAGUGAGAAUUAUGGAAGCGGCCCUUGAGCCAAAGACUCACACAGGCAAGGCAGAGGAGACCAGGGCUCACUCACUAGCGCUACGGACUUCAGAGAUUCUCCACAAACAAAAAUACCUGGACAUUUUGCCUCAUUUUAAAAAUCUGUCUAGACAGACAUUUUAAGUCUGAAGAAGAGGCCGUGUCCAGGAAAAACCGGACGUAUGGCAACCCUACACAAGAUGCUUCUUCCUAAGGGUUUGUGUCUUCCCUGAAGGCCUGUAAUGCUGGGCUCUGGGGGGUCUCAGAGGGGAGGGAAUCCCUUCCUCUCAGGGUCAUGACAGAGAAGGCUGAAGCGCCUGAGCAGGAGGAGAGAUGCUGGAUUCUGGUGGAAAAUAAGCUCCCUUGUAUUGGGGCCACUACAGAGAGGACCUUGGCCUGUCAGGAGAGAGAGAGAGGGCCUGCUUUGUACACGUAAAAUCCUCCCGGGCUCAUAGCUCAGCACCUCCACUCAAAUCUCCUGCUUGAGGCCUUGGGGAGCUGCUGCCGCCAGUCUGAAUAAAAAUGUCUCUUGUCCCCUUUUAGUCAACCUGGGGCUCAUUGUGGGAGCUAUUUUGGGUGUCAUGGCGGCCAUCCUGCUGGUCUCUGGGAUCAUCUUCACCAUCAAGAAGCUCAGUAAGUAAACAGUGGAUGUGUUUGCUGCCUCUCCUGUGUCCUUCUGUCUCGGCCUCCGACUGGGAAUGUGCUGGUGGAGCUUCCUGGCAAUUGUCGCUGGCAUCCCUACAGAGACCCCUCCCCAUAAAACACCCUUUGAACAUGAAUCAAAAGUCCUCUUGGUCAUUGCUUUGCGCUCACUCUGUGCUCAGGAAGUUCACUUCACACCUGAUGUUUUAAUCAGUCCUAAGCCUUCAUUCCUGUACACACUUACCAGGGAGCCUUUAUUACAAAUCUUUAGGUGCCAGGCAAAAACAUUUCUUUCUAACCAGGCCUUUGGCCUUUUAAAUGUGUUUGUGGGAGCAGAGUUACUAGUUUGUUUUUGCUUUAUUGUGUAUUUUGUGCUCUCAUUUCGUAUUUUUAUGUUGUAACCUGCCCUGCCAUGUUCAUUAAAUGAAUAAAUAAAUAUUGAUCUGGGAGGACGCUGUAUUGAACUGAAUAGGACUUUCCUCUGAGCAGACCUGCCUAGAAUUGCACUGUUCAUUAUCUCUUCCUCCCCCCCCCUCUCUGGGCAAAUUUGAGGAUUAUGGGUCUGCUGGGAGUGAAAUAAUAAUCUGAAAAGGAAUAAGUGAAGGGACUGGAUAAUGUUUCCUUCCACCCUCUUGGAAUUUGUCCACUGCCUGGCUUUCAUGUUGAUUUUUAAAAUUUAAUUUCCUCAAUUUUUUCUACCUCUUUGUAACAUGAGUUCCUUGAAAUGCUCACCUUCUGGGCUCACCUUCCUUGGAGGUGUUUGGAAGAGACAAGAGGAGCAUCUGCUGGGAAGGUUUCAGCAUCUGAGAGCCAAAUGGUCGAAAUAGGAUUGUGUGGCCUCUGGAGGUCCCUUCCAGCUCUGACCUUCUGCUUUUGUCUUCACAGGGAAAUCAGCCUACGAAGCAGCCUCAAGUGAGUGACUCCUCCCUUCUCUCUGUCUGACAUAUUUCCCCCCAAUAUGGAGCAGGAACAGGUUACAAACAGACCAAACUAAACCUGGUGGUGGCCUGGUCCUUAAGCCCAAGACCCCGAUGGAAAGCUUAAGCCUGUCUGCUCAGCCUGUCUGUGGACAGCAAGGGGUCCCUCAGGGCCAGGAAAAGGCUGCAGAGAGACUGUCGGCUGAGGGAGGGGCUCCAAGAAGGAGCAGGAGGAAGAGCCGAGGGUGCGGGGAGAGAGGGAUCUCUGGGGGUUUAAUUUACUGGAACCUGAAGCUAAAGAAUUGGUUCGUCGGCUCAAGUCUGUGGGUGUCAGGAACCCUCCCCUCCGGAUUUGGCACCACUGCUCUCCCCCCAGCUUCUGCCUUUCUGCCCCCUUCCUGCCCAGAUCGCACCCACCCCCACUCUAAUCCCCCGCUGCCUCCAUGCCAGGCUGUGCCCAUCUCUCUUUGCCCUCUGGCACCUGCUUCUCCCUCUAAUGCCGUCCUUGAGCCCCCUUGCCUCUGGGCUGCCUGUCCCUGAACUCUUCUUAGACAUCUCACCGUGUUGAGACUGAUUUGGGAUGGGGUUGGAAGGAGGGAGGAGAAGGGCUGGGGGGAUGGAAUACCCCUCCCCAGGAUCCUGACUCCUGUGUUUCCUCCCUUUUGCAGCAAGUGACCAGGGGCCUGCCAGCUCCACCAGGGGUAAGUGGGGGUGCAGGUGGGGGCAGAGGGGGACUCUUGCAGAAGACUCUGUGGGGAACAUCCCCAAAUGGGGAAAAGCUGUUACCCCCGCCCCCCCCCCCCCCGGGGUUUCCAAGAGUGACAUAAUCUGGAGUGUCCAUUGAGCUCCAAAAAGCUCUUGUGACUCAUUCUGUCUCUUAAUCUGAGUUCCACAGAGGAUCCCCUCCAACUGACAAAUGGGUUCUACGCAGGAUCUGAAUGAGAGAUCUUGGAAGGGGUUCUGGAAGGGAUUUUUCCUUCCAGUAGGACUGCUUUGUGUCCUGGUAUUCCCCCAAAGUGUGCAGCUUGGCUCACUUGCUUGAGCUGCCCUCUGCAGGCAUUUGCUCUUCAGGCCCAUUUUGGUGGUGCUCCCAGCAUCUCUUAGGUCUGAUCUGACAUGAUGAGGGAUGGUGGCUUUCCUUGGGAGGCUGGACUAGAUGGCCUUUGGGUUCCCACUAGCUCUGUAAUGCUGAUGUCCCCACACCAUGAUGCUGGCUUUUGAAACACUCCUGUUCUUUAUUUCUGCAGUUUCAUACCAGCCCGGUGUGUGA
Molecule: messenger RNA, 30078 nt
Organism: Podarcis lilfordi (Lilford's wall lizard)
Lineage: Eukaryota; Metazoa; Chordata; Lepidosauria; Squamata; Lacertidae
Source: the annotation of a GenBank genome assembly